GCUGUGAACGGGGAGCACCUGUGGCUGGAGACGAACGUCUCAGGCGAUCUCUGUUACCUGGGGGAAGAGAACUGCCAAGUCCGGUUUGCAAAAUCUGCUCUCAGGAGGAAGUGCGCAGUCUGCAAAAUAGUGGUCCACACAGCCUGCAUUGAGCAACUAGAAAAGAUUAAUUUCAGAUGUAAGCCAACAUUUCGAGAAGGAGGCUCAAGAUCACCAAGAGAAAACUUUGUGCGUCAUCACUGGGUACACAGACGGCGGCAGGAGGGAAAAUGUAAGCAGUGUGGUAAGGGAUUCCAGCAAAAGUUCUCCUUCCACAGUAAAGAGAUCGUGGCCAUCAGCUGUUCUUGGUGCAAGCAGGCGUUUCACAAUAAAGUGACCUGCUUCAUGCUGCAUCACAUUGAGGAACCCUGCUCCUUGGGGGCACAUGCUGCUGUUAUUGUCCCACCCACCUGGAUCAUUAAGGUGAAGAAACCUCAGGCUCUCAACACUUGGUCAAACAUCUAUUAUAUGGUGAUCUCCAUACCAGGAGAUGAACUUGAACUUGGUUGGGCGGGACACGGACCUGGUUGGGCGGGAGACUGGAGCCCCUCAGAGAAUUUGGGAUUCUUCCAUUUUUACUGGGAGGGUUGGCAGAACUCCUUGAAGGCUUCCAAUCGGAAGAAAAAAAGAACAAGCUUUAAAAGAAAAGCCAGUAAAAGAGGACCCGAACAGGAAAACAAAGGUCGCCCUUUUGUGAUAAAACCUAUUUCCUCUCCUCUCAUGAAACCUUUGCUUGUAUUUGUGAAUCCGAAGAGUGGAGGCAACCAGGGAACCAAAGUUCUACAGAUGUUUAUGUGGUACUUGAACCCACGACAAGUCUUUGAUCUUUCUCAGGAAGGACCAAAGGAUGCGCUUGAGUUGUACAGGAAGGUACCAAACCUGCGAAUUCUGGCCUGCGGCGGGGAUGGAACGGUGGGCUGGAUCCUCUCCAUCCUGGACGAGCUGCAGCUGAGUCCACAGCCUCCUGUGGGGGUGCUUCCUCUAGGGACAGGGAAUGACCUGGCUCGGACACUCAACUGGGGAGGGGGCUACACUGAUGAACCUGUUUCUAAGAUCCUGUGCCAGGUAGAAGAUGGGACCAUUGUUCAGCUAGAUCGCUGGAACCUCCAUGUGGAGAGAAACCCAGACUUGCCUCCAGAGGAGCUUGAAGAUGGCGUGUGUAAGCUUCCUCUGAACGUCUUCAAUAAUUACUUCAGUCUUGGAUUUGAUGCCCACGUCACCCUGGAGUUCCAUGAAUCCCGAGAAGCAAACCCAGAGAAAUUCAAUAGUCGUUUUCGAAAUAAAAUGUUCUAUGCAGGGGCAGCUUUUUCUGAUUUCCUUCAGAGAAGUUCUAGAGAUCUAUCCAAACAUGUUAAAGUUGUCUGUGAUGGAACAGAUCUCACCCCAAAGAUCCAGGAGCUGAAGUUCCAGUGUAUAGUAUUUUUAAAUAUACCCAGAUAUUGUGCUGGCACAAUGCCUUGGGGAAACCCUGGAGAUCACCAUGACUUUGAACCUCAGCGUCACGAUGACGGUUAUAUUGAAGUUAUUGGAUUUACCAUGGCCUCUUUGGCUGCCCUGCAAGUCGGGGGCCACGGAGAAAGGUUACACCAGUGUCGGGAAGUGAUGCUUCUGACUUACAAGUCCAUCCCCAUGCAAGUGGAUGGGGAGCCCUGUAGGUUGGCGCCGGCUAUGAUCCGGAUCUCCUUGAGGAAUCAGGCCAACAUGGUCCAGAAGAGCAAGAGGAGAACCUCCAUGCCACUGCUCAAUGAUCCCCAGUCUGUCCCAGAUCGCCUGAGGAUCCGGGUGAACAAAAUCAGUUUACAAGAUUAUGAAGGCUUCCACUACGACAAGGAGAAACUCCGGGAAGCUUCCAUUCCUCUGGGUAUUCUAGUUGUUCGUGGAGACUGUGAUUUAGAGACUUGCCGUAUGUACAUAGACCGCCUACAGGAGGACUUGCAGUCUGUUUCUUCUGGGUCUCAGAGAGUUCAUUACCAGGAUCAAGAAACCUCCUUCCCCAGGGCACUCUCAGCUCAGAGGCUGUCCCCUCGGUGGUGCUUCCUAGACGCAACUUCUGCUGACCGCUUUUAUCGAAUAGACAGAUCUCAGGAACAUUUGCACUUUGUGAUGGAGAUUUCCCACGAUGAGGUUUUUAUUCUUGACCCAGAUAUGGUGGUGUCACAGCAGGCGGGGACACCUCCAGGAAUGCCUGACCUGGUGGUGGAGCAGGCCUCAGGACUGUCAGACUGGUGGAAUCCUGCCCUGCGGAAACGCAUGCUGAGCGACAGUGGGCUGGGGAUGAUCACACCCCACUAUGAGGACUCAGAUAUGAAAGAUCUCAGCCACUCCCGAGUGCUACAGUCGCCAGUCUCUUCAGAAGAUCAUGCAAUUUUGCAGGCAGUAAUAGCUGGUGACCUUAUGAAGCUCAUAGAAAGCUAUAAGAAUGGAGGCAGCCUGCUAAUCCAGGGACCAGACCACUGUUCACUCCUUCACUACGCAGCUAAAACUGGCAAUGGGGAGAUUGUAAAAUACAUCCUUGACCACGGACCUGCAGAAUUAUUGGAUAUGGCAGACAGUGAAACGGGUGAGACCGCACUGCACAAGGCUGCCUGCCAGCGGAACCGGGCUGUGUGCCAGCUUCUGGUGGACGCAGGAGCAUCCCUGAGAAAGACAGACUCCAAGGGAAAGACACCCCAGGACCGAGCACAGCAGGCUGGGGACCCAGAUUUGGCUGCUUACUUAGAAAGCCGACAGAACUAUAAGAUCAUUGGCCAUGAGGACCUGGAAACUGCUGUUUGACCCUGGUGAACGGGCAGAGAGAACGUGAGCAAGCAUAUGACCCAUGCCCUCCCGGCCACUGGGCAGCUCCCCUGGAAGAAGCUGACAGCAUCCAUAGCUGCCUCUCUCCUGCAAGAAUCUAUCUGAGACCACACUACCAGGUUCUAAGGGCUACCAGGAUGUACAACAGGACAUGAGAGCCCAUUGAGAAGGAGGCAGGCUACCUGGAGAUUUGUGGAGUUCCACAAAAUUUGAUCCUUUUUGCUUUGAGCAAGUAGCAUGAACUUCUGUGUUCACCUGUCUAAUUUAUGUUAACGAUUCAAAGGAUAUUCAUAUAAAUGGCACUGCUCCGUCCUCCCCAUACUCAUUCCUCUUUCCCCUAUACCACACAAUUCUACUGUAAUCAUCCAUCAAUUUAGAAAUAUGGUAUCUCUUCUCUUUACAUUCAGUCUUUAUACCACAAGGUUGUCUGAAGGUCUUUUAAGCCCUCCUGAAUGUCUUGCAGAAAUAUAAGUGUAAAACCACUUCCAUUUUCAAGACUAAAUAUACCAAGACUACUUAGUGGCUUUGCAUGCCCCCUCCAACCCUUCCUGUUUCAUUAUAUAGGAUGGGAAAGUGCCACAUGGAUAAUGUCAACUUGAGUGCUCUGUCUCUGAGGUAUGGUGAGGUGGCAUGGGAGCUGUUUGUGCUUGGAGGUCCUUUAGAGAGGUUACCCGGGGUCAACCCAGGCAGUCUUGAAGGACUGUUUCAGCUUGGGCUGUUUGUACAGCUCCAUACUGCCUAUGAGUAGCCAUCUUUGCCUUCUGCUGCAGUAGAGAUGAGCCAAGGAUUCAAUAGAGGCCCAAAACUAGUGUGCAGAACCAUGUGACAAAGUGCUGGUUAAAUGGGAGGGUGGAAACCGUCUGGGAACUGUGGUUAUGGGCAAUGGAGCACUCUAACAACAUUUACUUCUAAGUUUUGUAGAGUGAUAUUAGAAAGCCACCUAAUUGACUUGAAAAAAAAAAAAAAACAAACAGCAAAGCAAAAGUAGCAACAUUAGUCAAAAUAAUAAACUUGACCAGGAAAACAGUCUUGGGGGCUUUGUCUUGAGAUAUAGCUGCUAAAAGGAUUCCAUUUUUGGCUUUUCUUCUAAGAAUUUGGUUUUCAUGACUUCAAGGAAGGUUUGACCCAAGGACAAAGCCUCUGUCAGACCGCCAGGAUGCCUGGCCCUUUCUGAUGUGCUUCACCUGUUACUUGUCAGGUCCUGAGGCCAUGCCUGACAACCUCAUUUUCCACGUACAGGGUCGUCUAGUGUUUGCUUUCCCUCCUUUGUUUCCCUCUCACAGACUUCUUGGUACAAACCACUGUGACAGAAAUGUCCACCUGCUACUGGAAUUACCACUUCUAAUCAUGCCGUGGAUCAGGUGGGGUCUGAUAAUUCAGUGAGGAGGAAAAAAAGUCUAACUUUCCAAAAAUCUACUUGACUUAAGUCUAAGUCACAAAUAAAAGUGGGGUAUCUGAAGGCUUUUCUUCCAACUUCCUUCCAUUUUGCUCUUGAACAGAGCAAAAUGCUUGCUUUGUGUUUUUUUGCAUGUGACUAUGAAUGGUCAUUUCUCUCUCUUUAAUCUAACAGUCCAGUGGGGACAAGUUGUUUAUCCAAAUCACAUAUCAUUAUUUUCAAAGGACACAUAUGGUAUACCAUAUUAAGUCCAAAUAGCCUUUCAGUGGGUAAAGUUUCAUUACCACAGACUUUCCAUAACCAUUUCAAGAUCAAACUGUUGCCAUCAUUUCCAGCUGUGGGAAAAUGGGUUGGCUACGAGUAAUGUAUUUCCAGGCAUCUGUCUCAGAAAUGGAGCUCUCUCUUGGAUAUUACAGUGAAGGAAAAAGGGGUCUGGAGUAGAUUGUUUCCAGGAGCUGGAAAAAUAAAUACUCUCCAAAAGAAUUUAAUCUCUGGGUUUCUGUAGUUUUUCAGUUGUUGGGGCUGUCAAGGAAAUAUUGUGAUUAAAAAAAUAUAGUCCUUAGACCAGACGGGAACCUGGCUUUGAAUGAUGCCUUCCAGCCCCUGGGUUGAGCCAAACGUUUGACCAAGAAGUUGGUUACCCAGCUGACCACUGCUGAGAUACGGGACUAUAUUUUCAUCAACCACCAUCUCACAUUUCUCUGAGAAUGCUUUAAAACAGUCCAGAGAAAAUGUAGGGUACAGGUGGCUAUGGGCCAAUCCAAAUAGCUCCAACUAAAGAUAUAAAGAAGACUGUGGCAUUAAAGUAGAUGAAAUACUGAUUACUUUAAGAGUCCUGAUGUAUCUGGGAAUUUUUUUGCUCCAGAGAAAAGAAAGAACAAAAGUAACAUUAGAUCCUUAUUUUUUGAUGGGGAGGAAUAUACGAUCUAUUUCUGAAAAAAAUAAAUGACUCUAGGACUUGGGUUCCCCCCCAGAAAAUCAAAAACAUGAGCUGAACACAUACAUUUAAUGAUUUCAACGUGAAACAUACCUCCUGUAGGAUAUUUUUAAAUAUUUUUUAUGCUGUGUGUGAUAAUCCUCAGCUAAAGCCAUGUAUGGUCCAGGAAUAUGGUAUCCCAUUUAGCUGGCCAUCAGGAUGUACAGAAACAAUUGUUGGGGUCCUGGUUCCGCAAACUUCAUCAGACCAAAAAAUAUGUAUGUGUACGCACAGAAGUGCCGCUUUCACACAGCCUGUGUUCAGCUCCUGUGCUGUGGUACUAUUUCCUUGGGAAUUUCACCUUAAGUUAGGAUGACAGAAGGAUGAAAAAUGAAGUGUUAUUGAAAGAUAGCAUUCUAUAACUGCAACGGUAGACUUUUUUGCAAACCUAUAUUACAAAGUUGUGAAACAGCACCAUUCUGGCUUUACCACAUUCAAGGAGCCACUAAGAGCAGGAGAGGAUUAGACAGUCAAGAAGGAAAGAAACUGCAGAACUGAGAAUGUUGCCUUGAGAUUUCUGGUUACCUUCAUAGAGGUGAUGACUGAAAUCCAGCCAGAGUUUUGUAGCAGAAUUCAGCUGCAAUGAAAUUAGUAACAACUGGAGAAAGGCCUUGUGCACCCUGCUGUUUCCUGCCUUCCCUGUAGCUGCCCAGGCAGGUUUGUCUGGUUGUAAGAUGCUCAACAGGACAUUUAUUUGCAUGGGGACCUAGUAAAGACCCCUGUGCCAAACAGAUUUCUGAGAUCUGUUUGCUAGAUCCUUAUGAUAUUCAUGUCUUAGAAAGCAAAGGGGAAGCAGUUUAUUACAUGUCAAUUUUAUGAACACAUUGUUUUCAUUAUGAAAGUAGCGCCUGCCUUUUUAAUUCCACAGGCAGUAUCACAUGCAACACCAAGGCAUGUUCUGUGCUGGUGUCCUGUCUCCAUAACACUGUCAACACUAAUAAACACAGCUGCUUGUAUGUUAUGUCCUAAGUGUCCUGCUCAUUCAUACACACAUAUCUGUAAUAUAUAUAUGCACAUAUCUAUCCAUCCAUACAUAUGUAGAAAUGUUUUUAUUUGUAUACAUACAUGGGCAUAUAUGCCACAUACAACACAUUUUAAAAGCAUGCUCAUCAUCUUUAUAUGUGUUUAACACUAACAGACAGUGAUUGAAAAGGUAACAUAAUUCUCAUUUAAUUUUUGCUUCCACCGUUCCUGAGUGUGGUUCUGUCCCUGCCUCUCUAUGGUCUCAUACGGCAGAGUCACAAAGUCCAUGACUAAGAAUUCCCCUAAUUGUUUGUAAGUUGCCAUCCAUGCUUCAUGAAACCAACCUUAGCCCUGAGACUUGUCCAUGCUGUUUUUGGAUCUCAAGUAGAUAAAAGAGAGUUCUUUCUUCUAUGAUCCUACUACUACUUUAAAAUUGAGUUUAAAAAGCCAACACUCAGUCAGCUUCCUAAUGAUAUUUAAUGAGAAUAAGUUACUGUCAGGAAGGGGUAGUUACUUGGUUAUGGUCUGGGGUCUGAGCAGCUUGUUUUCCAGUAGGGGCAACUAAUUAAAUCACCCAGAACAGCAUGAUAUUUUAUUCAGUUGUGCACUUUAAAAAUAAAAAUAGAUCUUUGUUAAAAUGGCUCAUCAUAACUAUCAAAUAAGACUGCUAAUUGCUCUACUUAACUGAAUUAUGUUCAUGUUAGGAAAAGAAAGUAGAAGAACAUGUAUUAAAUUAGCUCUCUGAUUAUGCUAUAAUAAUUAUUUAGUAUAAACUCGCUUCUGCCUACAUCUCAAAAACACUGCCUUUGAAUUUCUCAGAGCUUCUCAGCUCUGACCUCCACAUUCAGCUGAUCAAAAGUCUCCUUCUCUAUCUUCUAGUCAUCAGUAGUCUCCUGAUUCCCCAGGAUUCUGGCCAUGGCAACCAUCAUGCCAUUACUGUCCAUCAUUUUGUCACACAGCUGCCCAGAUGUUAUGACCAAAAUAUAUCCAGAUGAAAUUUUUCUCUGGGUCAAGUGUCCAUGUUGCACAAGUACAUGUCCACUGACCUUGGUCAUCUUAAGGAAUUUUGACAGUCUUGAUUCUGAGAAGUAAGCUAUGAGGUUUAGCAUAUAAUUUCUGUUCCAGUCACUCAAGAGAACACAAUCAUGGCCAUUCCUCCCAUAUUAAAUGAUGUGAGCAACAUGUACCUUUCACAUCACCCUGAGGACUAGAUUAAACAUGAGUUACACCCUUGAGGGCCAUCUGUGGAUUUUAGGCUGUUGAGGUAGUUUAAGGAGAAACCUAAAAACAGAAAUAAGCUAGGAAGUAGCACACUGGACAUUUCUGGGAUAUUGAGAUUCAUUAUACUGGUCCCAAAGAGGAAAAAGAGAAAGUAAUUCUAAGAUUAUUUAAAAAAAAUGUUUUACAGUAGAAACUCAACUACUGGAUAAUGUCUUCAUGAUGAAUAGACUCCGGGCCCUAGUUAACUGUAAGUUCAGUCAUGCCCAUACAAUCAUAUGUUCAUGAUCAGUCACACCUACAUGUAUUUGAACACUUCUUUCAAAAUAUUUAUCAUUUUUUCUGAUGCAGACAUUAUAUUGAGGACAUAGCUAUCUAUGAAUGCAAUAGAUAAAAUUGAUUUUAAGGAAUUAGCAAACAAGGAGCAAAAAACAGACUCGAAUAAAUGUCAGUUCUGUGCAUGGGAUACUCAGGGUACCCCAGCACACCCUGAAAGUUCAACAGAGGCUUUAUUGUGUUUGUUGCUCACUGGAUAGCAUGCUUUAGUUCUAUAAAAGCAAAAGUUAAAUAGGAAAGAAAUACUUUUAUUUUUGCAUUUUCUUUUUCUUAAAAUUGUGGUAAUGUUCUUUAAAAAGUUUUUGAAACUAAGGUUUUAAGAUGAAACUUAAACUUAAGAUGAGACACUAAUAAAGCAAAGGUUAAAAUUCAUCCCAGCCCUCAAGAGCAAACCCAGGGAUAAUAGGCAGAAUUUUCAGUGGGUUUUUAUUAAAUACAAAGAAGAUGAAGUAUGAAUUGCCAAGUCACACAGUGGGUAUCCUUACACAGUUCUAAGAUUUCAGCUCCUGGGAACAUUUAAACAGAGGUUGCUUGACUACUUUUAGGAGUGUCAUGAUUAGGGAUAUGUGAUUGAAGGGGGUGACAUUAGAUUUUAUAUUUUAAAAAGUUCUUUGCAAAUCAUUUGUUGGAUGGCAGUAUUUCAUCUUAAGAAUUCAUGAGAACCUUGGUUUCUUAAUUAAAACAUCACUUUAUAAAUGAGAAACUUUGAAAUCUUGAAGGGAGUGGCCUUUCGUUCUCCUUUAAAACAUUCUAAAACUAACUAAGUAUGAUUUCAAGAGCUCAAGAUAAAAAAGAAAAUACAUAAAGAACUAUAAAUUCAAAAUGCUUCUAGAGACAUUUUGGGAUACUGAUAAAUAUUUUUAGACAUUCUCAAAUAAAGCCCUAUUAGAACUCUUACUGUUCUUCCAAUAUAAAAAGUACUGUGACUUUUUAUUCUUAGGGUUAACUGUAAUCUAACCACAGAAGAAAAUUCUGCCUAAGGGAUAUUUAGGAGUUAAGUAAAUGUACAUGAACGUGAUCAUGGAAAAUUGCUUGGUUUCUGGUACCAGCAUGGUAAUUGGUAGGCAGGAAAUAGCCACAGAAGAAAGUAAGUGGUGAUCUGGGGUUUCUCUCUACUUCAGAAGUUUCAGCACCUGGAGAUCAGUGGAGUCUGAAUUGGUAGCCUUUGGAAGCAGCAACAGUUAGAACUUUUGUUUCUUAUCCCUUUAUUGAAACAGACAUAUGACUCAACAUGAAAUGAUUAAAAAAACAAUUAAAAUCUAUACUAUUAACAAUUUCCACAUUUUUUAAAAAGUUAGUGCUUUGAUAUUUUGAUGCAUUUUUGAUACUUUUGAGCUUUGAUAGUAAUACAACCCCUUGAAGGGGAUAAUGCAGGUAAUGAAUUCUAAAUGAAUAAACCAAGUCUUGACAUAGUGAACUCAACCUGCAGAUUCACACAGUGAUAGGAUCUCUACCAGAUGAGGGAUCUUUAGACUGACAGAGAAGCAGAGCCUACAUAGAGGCUUUCUAGGUAAAUGAAAUCCCACCGUUGCCAUCAGUGAUGUUUUGCACCAGUUGUUCAGAUUUCUAUAAUAAAAAGGUUUCUCUAUGGGGAAAAAAAAAUUUACCUAAAAUUCCACAGCCAGAGUUAAUUAGCAGUGAGGAAGAGCCUAAAAUCAGAACCUUGGAAUUUCUGCUACCAAGGGGCAUGUCAAUUUAGACAUAUUUCAAGCCCAAAAAUGUCAUGUCAAAACUUUGGAGAGUAUAAUGGAUUCCAUGAGAAGAAAUUAACACUGAGAAUUUAAUGAUACCUCUAUUUUAUUUGUGAUCAUUUUUUUAAAUACAAGUACUAUUUCCCUCCCUGGAGGCUGAUAUUUUUUCAGAGUGCUACACCAAAAAAUGUUGAGGCUGGCCCCCUAUUCAAGGUCUGAUUGAUAUGCUUAUGAAUAGGUAUAGCAACAAAGUUUAUCCUUCAUAAUCACGUACACAGAAAUUCAGACACGUAUGGGAAAUCAUGCUGUACUUGAAGUAGAAAAAAUAGGCAGUAUUCUCCCAGGAUCAUCUAUUGGCAGAUUGGUGUAAAUGGAUAUUUGAUCUGGAGAGAAGACAAGGUUAGGCUAGACUUAAGAUCGUCUGAAGGAGAUUGAUCGUGUGGUACUGUUAGAAUCCAGCUCUAAAGGAUAAACACCUUGUACACUAAACCAAAGACAGCACAGAACAAAAACAGGUGUGAAAAGGUGAUAGCUUUGUUAUGUAAAGCUUUAUGUUUCCAAACACUUCAUCUAUCAAAAUCAGCAGGGCUUCCUUGAAAAAGAGAGUUCUUUAUCACUGUUAAUGUUUCUUCUAGUAUUAAGAUUGAGCAACAAACUCAGAGGUAAUAUAAGAGAAAAUCCUUAACUGUGAAGGAACUUGGGGGCGAAAGACCUAUAUAAUGUUUCCCACAAUUAGUUUCCUAUUGUUUUAGGCUGGAAUAAAUCUCGGUGAGAGAUGAUCUGCCCCCAGAUUCCUGCCUAAAGGAUGGCAGUCUUUUACAAAAAAAUGAAAAAUAUGCCAUUCAUUACAAAUAUAGCCCAAAUCAUUUAGAAGCAGAGAUUUCAUGAUGACAAAAGAUUGCUCACAUACACACAUGCACUGUGAGAGUACACACACACACACACACACACACACACACACACAUACACACACAUAUAGAUAUAGACAGACACAUACACAUACACUAAGAGCCAAUUUUCCAAAUCUGAAUAAGAUGCAUAUUUCCACUAAAGCAAAACCUCACAAAUUUCAGAUCUAAAAUGAAAACAAUGGGUCUAAUAUUUCUUUUUUGUUCUUUCUCUAUUUGCUAUCCAUUUGUUUAGGGUUUAAAGUUGGGAUUGGGGCUUAGAGAACAGACUGAAGAUCUUGUUUUCUGGUAAUAAAGAGUCAGGGAAGCUUUUCUUUAUCUUUUUGUGAUUAAGACUUAUGCCUAUGUCAAUAGGCUAGUGCUUCCAUUAUGCUUCUAUUUGCAGGGAUUACAGUGCUAACCGACCAUUUUUCUUUUCAUCUGCUGUGGUAAGGUCUGUGUUCCAGAUUUCUAGUUGUCUAGGGGUGGAGGGGGUGGGGAGAGUCAGUAUUCAGAUAAUUCAAGAGAUUGAUCAUAUCCCUUUUCUCUCCUGCCCCAGUCCUUGCCCUUGGCUUGGGAAGGAAAAAGAAGAGCAGAGUUACAAGAAAAGACAAAAAAUGUAUUUUUUAAAGUCUCAGGUGUAGCACAGUAAGACAACUCGCAUUGGUGUGAGUUCUCAUGGCCUCUCACAAAUAACAGAUGAUCAGCAAAAACUGAUUCCUUCCCAUGAAAAUCAAACGUAGAAGACAUAUCUUUAAAUCAUGACUUCAAGGAGUAUACCUUGGAAAUUCCAUUUAUGCAGCAUAAUACAAUUAGAAUGUAUGUGAGUGUAUGUGGAACUUGGGGGGAAAACAGGAUCAGCUAAUGGAUGGACUUUCUGGUAGACUUCCUAAAGGGUGGGGAACAUUUUUUGAGAAUCUCCUUCACUGCUCACAUAAGGUUACACCUGCCCACAGACUUGUGGGGGAAUAUGCUAAUACUUGAGAAAAAUGAGGACAAUUUGAGUUUUCUUCACAAAUCUAAAUAUUUUUUUCUUAAAAAUUCAGAGUAAGACUGUAUGGGGGUGGUUUAAAUCAAGCCUUUUCAUUUUAAAAUGAUAGACAUGCAUUGUUUACAGGUGAUUCCUAUUUUUAAAAAGUAAAGCAACUUCAAAACACAGAAAUGACAGCCCUACAUCGAUUUACUCUUUUUGUUUGAAAUUUAUAAGUAGGUCUCACAAAUAUAUUGUUGAGAUUUAUAGCUUUGAAGACAUAUUCUGGUCUUGAUACUUACUGCACCUUGCAUAAUGAAUCCAAGUGGUUCUUAAGCUUUUGGGUUUUAUAACAUUUUCAUUUGCUCCUCCCACCCCACCCCCCAUCACUGGCAACAUUUGGAUGGAGUCACUAACCGCUAACUACAUUCAUGCAUAAUUUUCAGGGCAUCUAAUAUCUUGUUGCUUGCUAAUAUCCUGGUUGUGAGUUGGUAAAGUGGAACUCUUGCUAUUCUGGGGAGCAAAACGGAAUUUAUCAAAACAAAAUACUCAAAUGAAGUGGAAUAUUCUGAAAAAAGAUAUAUUUGAACAGACAGGGUCCAAAUUCACUCACACUUAUUAGCUUAGCUGUUUAUUUUUUUAAUACCCAAUGAUUAAGUGAACAACCACAAUGUUCUAUGGACCACAGUUGAUUCGAAAGUCUGGAAAGAGAUUCCUGUGAAGCACUAGGUACCAGAGGCCAAUCUCAGUUCCAUCCCAAUGAACAGUAUUUGAUGUAACUUGAUUUUCUGAGGGAAUAUGAUCCUCAGGUAUCCAGAGGACCACUGGCUGUGGGCAGGUCACUCACAAAGGUCACAAGCUUAUGAAGCAUUGCAGUUAGGUUAUAAAGGGCUCAUUCAUGCUUUCUGAUUCUGUCCCAUUACACCCCAGAGCCAUGCUACUGCCCAGCUGCCCACUGGCAGGUGAAAUUCCCCCAAAUAGCAGCAGCUGUGGCAGUAGAAAGAGGAAAUUUUAUUUCCAGUUAAAGUAGGA
Messenger RNA from Nannospalax galili (Upper Galilee mountains blind mole rat), 12304 nucleotides. RefSeq names its product diacylglycerol kinase iota (gene Dgki). Gene Ontology annotation, cellular component: nucleus. Lineage: Eukaryota; Metazoa; Chordata; Mammalia; Rodentia; Spalacidae. The transcript has 33 exons. Bases 385 to 2814 code for a protein of 809 amino acids. Gene Ontology annotation, biological process: diacylglycerol metabolic process; lipid phosphorylation; regulation of synaptic transmission, glutamatergic. Gene Ontology annotation, molecular function: protein binding; ATP-dependent diacylglycerol kinase activity. The record is from RefSeq and is a predicted model, not a curated record.